UGACAGCGCAGCUGUGGCGUAUUUUUUGCGGACUUCCUGUGAAGAGAAAGACCGUGAACCUGUGACAGCAGCUGCAGGAGCCUCCUCUGGAUGCAGACAGCGGCGCAACAUGGCUGUGUUCGAGAACUGCUCGGUGCUCGUGGUGCUGAAAAACGUGCCCUUCAAGGAGAAGCAGCAGCUGAGAUCAGCGGUGACGGAGAACGGAGGCCAACUUUCCUUUGUGGUCAAUAAGCAGUGCUCCCUGGUCGUCACCAACGACGUGUCCAGCCUGAGCUCCAACCGGCUGCGCAGCAUCCAGAAGCACCAGAUUUCGGUGGUCAGCCCGGACUACGUCUACAGCUGCGUGACGAAGGGAGUUCUGCUGCCGGUGGACGGGUUCCUGCUGGACACUUCCUCGGCUUCGUCGCAUCCUCCUCCUCCUCUGGUCACGCCGAGGCAGGACCCACCUCCACGUCCAGAACAUGCGAUUCUGACCAAAGACCAAACCAAACCCAUGGACUCUGUCAUCCCGACGCCGCGGGAAGAACCUCCAGAGAGCAGCGGAAACAUCCUGCACAAGUUCAGAGCUUACACCGACGCCGAUUCUGACCUUCCAGCAUUUCCUGAUAAUUUCCAAGUGGCCAAAUAUUUCAUUUUUCAAGAGAAAAGAAGCAACACUUGGGGUGCUGUGGAGCUGCAGAGCGGCAAAGCUGAGACGGGACGACAGUAUCGAGUGGUCAUACACGAGCUGCCCAGUGCAGGAGAGAAGAAGAAGGACGAGCAGGCGAUCAAGUGUAUACUGAUAUUUCCGCCCACCUCGGAGGAUGCUGUGCAGGUGUAUCAGGGCACAACGGAGAAAAUGAAGGCUUCUGGUAUGAAGCAGAGCAGUGCUCUUCCCUCGCAGAACCAGGAUCUGGUUUCCUCCUCCCUCCAGCAGCUGCUGCUGGAGGAGAAGCUGAACGCUGGAAGCUUGUCUCAGGAGGUUGGCGUGUUCGUGGAGCUGCUGUGGACGGAGGCUCUGGGUUGCCUUGGAAACAUCCUCUCAGUUCCCAUCACCAAGCUCAGCCUCAACGACGUGAGCAGAGCCGAGGGUUUGCUGCUUCAAGCUCAGAAGAACCUGGACAAACACUUGGACACGGCGGUGGGCCUCCUGAAGGACUUCUACAAUCUGCUGCCUCAAAGGAACCGGGGAGAGGAUGUCAGCGCCAAGUUAAUCUCUCAGAAACUGGACCUCUGUCAGUUAAUCCGGGAUGUUCUGAGCGUGAGCGAGAUGACUCUGAGGAACCCGUCGCCGUCCUGCGUCGGUAAAUAUCGAGCUCUGAGGUGCAGCAUUGAAACGGUUCCCCCCAACGGCGCCGAGUUCCAGACGGUGACCAGCCUGCUGCAGGACGGGAAGCUGCAGGUCCAGCAGGUGUUUCGUAUCAGCAGACCGGUGGAGCUUCAGACCUUCAACGCUGACAUCAGGAACGUCAAGCCGCUGCUGCACUCGUCCAGUCCCAGCAACUUUGUGGGAAUCCUGUCUCGAGGCCUGCUGCUGCCUCGCGCUGCAGUCGAGCAUCACGGCAUCGAGAGAACCGACGCCGGCAACCUGGGCAGCGGAAUCUACUUUAGUGACGCCGUGAGAACCUGUUUGAAAUACUCCAAGCCCGGCGAGACGGACGGAUCCCGGCUGCUGCUGGUGUGUGACGUGGCGUUGGGUCGAUGCAAAGACGUCUACAAGCGAGACGUCGCUCUGACUCGAGCUCCUGCAGGUCACGACAGCGUUCAUGGAGCUGCGCAGAGGGUCUCAUACUGCAGUUUUUCUGUGUUUGCAGAUGUCGGAUCGGAGGUGGACGGCGUUGAAAACGUCGCCAACCCUCUGGACGGCGUGAAGGCCGGACUGCUGGACAGCUCGGGGCAGCAGCUCCCCCUGCAGGCCGUCCACGUCAAGUGCAAACUGAUGGAUCUGCUCUCUCAGGUGAUCAUCUUCCAGAAGUACACCAACCAGAGCUCGGUGCCCAUCGAGGCCAAGUACGUGUUCCCUCUGGAUGACUCUGCUGCAGUUUGUGGAUUUGAAGCUUUCAUUAACGGGAAACACGUGGUGGGACAGGUGAAGGAGAAAGAGACGGCUCGUAAAGAGUACCGGCAGGCUGUUGCUGCGGGCCACGGAGCUUACCUGAUGGACCAGGACGCACCUGACGUUUUCACCAUCAGCGUGGGAAACCUGCCUCCAGGUGCGACCGUCCUCAUCAAAGUCACCUUCGUGUCCGAGCUGAUCGUCCGGGACGGGACCAUUCAGUUCUCUCUGCCGGGGAGUGUGGCUCCGUGGCAGGAGGGCGCGGCGCUGAACCAGACCACACAGGUGACGGUGGAGAAGGUGUGUGUGACCGAUGAGGCGGCGAGUCAGAGAGAGUUCACCCUGGACAUGUCCAUCGAGAUGCCCUACGAGAUCACCAGCCUGCAGUGCGUCACUCACCAGGUCAAAACGAAGAGAACUGACUGUAAGGCGGUGCUGAGUGUGCUACCAGGAGAGGUGAUGGGUUCUGACGGGUUCCAGCUGUCGAUCGGGCUGUCGAAGGUCCACAUGCCGAGGAUGUGGGUGGAACAACACCCUGACAAGGACAGCCAGGCCUGCAUGCUGGUGUUCUAUCCGGACUUCGAGGUCGGUUCCAGCUCAUCAGCCGAUGAAGUCGUCCUGCUGUUGGACAUGUCUGAGUCCAUGAAGGGAGAACCUCUGCGCUCGGCCCGAAGGAUCGCCCUGCAGGUUCUGAAAAACCUCGACCGCGACGUCAGAGUCAACGUUAUUCUGUUCGGCACAGAUCACAAAGAAGCUUUCCCCACAGCACAGCCGCUCAGCAAAGUCAAACAGGAAGCUGAGAGUUUCAUUAAGUACUCCUCAGUAGGGGGCAGCACCGAGCUCUGGAGGCCCCUGAGAGCUCUCAGCCUUCUUCCUCCGUCCGCCGGCGUCCGAAACCUGCUGCUGCUGUCGGACGGACACAUCCAGAACUCAGAAGUGAGCCUGAAGCUGCUCCGAGACGACGCUCAGCACAGCCGCCUCUUCACCUGCGGACUCAGCCCGACAGCCAACCGACACAUGCUGAGAGCUUUGGCCCAGGCAGGGGGCGGAGCCUACGAGUUCUUCGACCCAAAAACCAAACACAACUGGGCCGAGAAGGUGUCCCGGCAAGUGAAGCGAAUGGCGUCUCCCGGCUGCAGCUCGGUGUCGGUCAAGUGGCAGCAGUUCAACCCGACGGCGCCCCCUGCUGUUCAGGCCCCGAAGCAGCUGCACGCUCUGUUCAAUGACUGUCACACGCUGGUGUACGGCUUCGUGCCGCACUGCACUCAGGCGACGCUGUUCGGAAACCUGAGCGGUCAGGAGCUCCAGACCAUGGUGUCGACCAGCGAGCUGCAGAAGACCAGAGGCACAUUUCUCCACAAGCUCACAGCGAGGGCCGUCAUCAGGGAUUACGAAGACGGCUGUCUGGACGCCAGUGAAGCUGAACACGAGAGCAAGAAGGCGGAGCUCAAGUCCUUCAUCAUCGAGUUAAGCAGAGACUUCUCCAUCCUGUCUCAGUUCACCAGCUUCGUGGCCAUCGAGGAAAGAGACUCGGACCAAUCAGAGGACGGCUUCACCGACAUCCCCAAGCUGAUCGCGGACGAGGACGUGGACUUCCUGCCCUACGUCAGCUGGACUUCUCCUCAGGACGACGAGAUGCUCGAUUCUGAGAGGGAUUCAGACACGGAGUCGGACAUGGACAUGGGUUUUGCCCUGAUGGAUGACGAAGUGCAGUGCUACGAGGAGGCGGACGAGGAGGCCUCACCGGAUUAUUCACCCACAGACUAUGAGGGUGUGUCGAUGGCGAUACCAAACAAUCCAGACUUUCUUAAGGGAAAGUGCCUGUCCUCCUCCUCCUCCUCCUCCUCCACCUCCAUCUCCUCCGGGGAGAUGUCAGAUGAAGGCAUAGCAUACGGUGAUGGAGGCUUACCUCCUCCUGUUCGUCGUCUUCCUCUUUGUCUUUCUCUUCCUUCUCGCACACAUAUCAAAGUAUAUGGUCUCUCAGCUGCUGGUGCUCCUCCUCCUCCUCCUCAUGCACCACAAGCUUUCGGUUUUUCGACAGCGUCAGUGAGUCAGAGUUUGUCUAAAUCUGAUGAACUGUCUCAACGACUGCAACGGGCUGAGGCACUGUCCAGAACUUGUUUGGGAUCGACGCCAGAAGUUUCCGUUCGUCAGGGAUUGAGGAGGUCUGAUGCAACCAGACUGUCCAAACUGUCUCUACGCUCAGAGAGAGGAUCGGGAACGCCACAACCUCUCAAAUGGGAACGGAUCUUCCAGCUGCAGCAUCCGGAGGGCUACUGGGAGUUGACCACAGAACUGGGUCAACAUCUUGAUUUCAUGGUGGUCAUCUUUGUCGAGUUCUUGAAACACAAAGGCAUUAAUUCUCUUGGCGUGAAGGCUCGCGCAGACAUCCUGAAGCUGCUGGCGACUCUCCUGGUUCUGCAGCAGAUGAGGCUGGAGAAGUAUGAGGAAGGCAAACUGCUGCGAACCCUGUUUUCUCUGGAGGAACCCUCCGAGCCGAGGUCUGCGCGGUGGGAGGCGGUGAAGAGGGCGGUGGACUGGGUCUGCUGGGGGGACCGGCAGUACCCCUGCAUCUACAGCCGGCUGGAGUUCGGCUUGAGCUGGGAGUCGUCCACCCGGCAGCUGCUGAGUUGCGACGACAUCCCUCCUUCCUCGGCUCUCCACCAGCAGAACAUGGAGAAGAUGCUGGCAGCAAUGGUCCGCUAAGAAGCACGAAGAGAAGACGAUGUGAGGGAAAUGAAACCUGUGUGCCUCGUUCUUUUUAUCUUUUAGAUUAAUCGUUUGCCAAAUAUACAUCCAUACAUUUUUCUUUGUUUCACGAGUUAUUCCAUAUCCACUUCAUUUUUUAAAAAAAAAAUCAAUAUUACGUAUUCUGAAUCAAUAACAGGAUGACAAUCGUUCUU
Molecule: messenger RNA, 4938 nt
Organism: Stegastes partitus (bicolor damselfish)
Lineage: Eukaryota; Metazoa; Chordata; Actinopteri; Pomacentridae
Gene: parp4
Product: poly (ADP-ribose) polymerase family, member 4
Exons: 36
Coding region: 110-4741 (1543 amino acids)
Cellular component (GO): cytoplasm
Molecular function (GO): NAD+ poly-ADP-ribosyltransferase activity
Source: RefSeq, a predicted model, not a curated record